AAAAAGAGGGAGCUGAUUACGGCUGUGAGCUAUAGAUGUUGUGCUGAUCCACUUUGAUACCGACACCCAGUCAUUUGGAGACUAGUUUCUUUGAGGAUACUUAACACCGAAAAACCUAAGCCAUGCCAGCGCCGAAAGUGGCCGUUCUAGGCGGGGGAGCGUCUGGAAUGACGGCCGUGAAGGCUUGUGUUGAAGAAGGUUUGGACGUCGUUUGCUUCGAGCGUUCAUCUGACACCGGUGGACUCUGGAGGUACAGCGACGAGCCUGAAUCUUCCAAGGGAGGCGUGAUGAAAAGUACCAUUAUCAACUCAUCAAAAGAAAUCUCCGCGUUCAGUGACUUCCCCCCGCCUAUGGAGUUCCCGAACUUCAUGCACAACUCCAAGAUGAUUCAGUAUUUGGACAUGUACGCUGAUAAAUAUGGAAUGCGAAACUACAUCAAACUGCGUCACGAGGUGUUGUCAGUGAAACCGACUGACGACUAUGCUGAGACUCACCGCUGGGUAGUCAGGGUGAAAAAUCUGGAUGAUGGAGAGAUCUUCGAAGACGUUUACGACGGCGUCAUGGUCUGCACCGGACAUCACUGUUUCCCCCUGCUGCCGACGUUCCCCGAGCAAGAGAAGUUCAAAGGGCGCGUCAUUCACACACACGAUUACCGCCGACCUCAGGGCUUCGAGAAUCGUCAAGUCUGUGUCGUAGGCGUCGGUAACUCGGGCGGCGACGCAGCCGUCGAACUCAGCGCAAUCGCCGAUCAGGUCUAUCUGUCGACUCGGCGCGGUGCCUGGGUGAUCCACAGAGUUGGCAAACAUGGCAGGCCCUUCGAUAUCAGCGUAAUGACUCGAUUGGGAAACAUCUUCUUCUCCAUGUUGCCCUACAAGCUUCUCUGCUGGUUCUGUGAACAGAAAAUCCAAACUCGUUUCGAUCAUGAAGUUUACAACUUGAAACCCACUCAUAGGAUUUUCGCUCAACAUGUCAUGGUGAAUGACGCUCUGCCGAAUCGUAUCCUCAGCGGCACCGUCAUUGUCAAAGGCAACAUCAAACGCUUCACCGAGGAUGGUAUCGUUUUCGAAGGAGAAACGAGAUCCACUCCCGUUGAUGACGUAAUCAUGGCCACAGGAUACAAAAUCAGUUUUCCAUUCUUCGAAGAAAACCUCAUCUCUUGUCAGGAGAACAAGAUCGACCUCUACAAAAUGGUUUUCGACCCUAAUCAUCCAACUCUCGCAUUUAUCGGCAUGGCUCAGCCGAUCGGACCUCUGAUGCCCAUCUCUGAGAUCCAGUCGCGUUGGGUCGCCCGGAUCUUCUCCGGAAAACAGAGCCUGCCCUCAAAGAAAAUCAUGUACAAGAGCAUCGAAGCGUACAAGAAGAACGUGAGAAGUCGAUAUUUCGAGGGACCCCGGAACACAAUAGAAGUCGACUGGAUGCCCUACAUGGACGAAAUGGCCGAUGAGCUCGGAGUCAAGCCUAACAUGUUCAAGUUAUUCGUCACGGAUCCGACUCUCUGGACUACCCUGAUGUUUGGACCCCUCCUCCCGUACCAGUACCGUCUCGAAGGUCCGGGUAGAUGGCCGAAAGCCCGCGAGGCUCUUCUUACCGCUGAGGAGCGAAUUGUGGGCGCUUUGCAGACGAGGAAAGUACCGAUCGCAAAAGGCAAACCAGGCAACCCACUUGUCGAAGUGCUCAAGAUGUUCCUCCGUGCGGUUUUCUCUCUGAUCUUCAUUGUCGUGAUGGCUUCAUUCACGAUGAUGAUUUAGAUCGGGCCGUUUUUAUCUUAUAGCACACAGAGGAUCCUCCAUUAGACGCCGAGUCUUAUGCGACCUUCACUUAUUGUAAAUAUUAUAAGCUUGAUGAGAUUCUGUUUGUAACAUCUAUGGGCGAUUAUCGGAUACGGCAUCGUAUCCAUCCGGAUACCAUAUUCCACCGUAUUGAAUAUCAAUAAAUACGACAGUUGAGUUAUACC
Messenger RNA from Galendromus occidentalis (western predatory mite), 1954 nucleotides. Its product is annotated as dimethylaniline monooxygenase [N-oxide-forming] 5. Gene Ontology annotation, molecular function: flavin adenine dinucleotide binding; NADP binding; N,N-dimethylaniline monooxygenase activity. Bases 123 to 1748 code for a protein of 541 amino acids. The record is from RefSeq and is a predicted model, not a curated record. The transcript has 7 exons. NCBI's taxonomy places the organism in Eukaryota, Metazoa, Arthropoda, Arachnida, Mesostigmata, Phytoseiidae.